This is a messenger RNA of Puma concolor (puma), 1083 nucleotides long. NCBI's taxonomy places the organism in Eukaryota, Metazoa, Chordata, Mammalia, Carnivora, Felidae. The record is from RefSeq and is a predicted model, not a curated record.
AUGGCGGCUCCCAUGGAAGUGGCCGUGUGUACGGACUCGGCGGCCCAGCUGUGGAGCUGCAUCGUGUGGGAGCUGCAUUCGGGCGCCAAUUUGCUCACGUACCGCGGCGGCCAGGCCGGACCCCGCGGCCUGGCGCUGCUCAAUGGCGAGUACCUGCUGGCGGCGCAGCUGGGCAAGAACUACAUCAGCGCCUGGGAGCUGCAGCGGAAGGACCAGCUCCAGCAGAAGAUCAUGUGUCCUGGACCUGUCACCUGUCUGACCACAUCGCCCAAUGGCCUGUAUGUCCUGGCGGGGAUUGCAGAGAGCAUAUACCUGUGGGAGCUGUGGGAGGUCUCGUCGGGCGAGCUCCUGCUCUCUGUGCUGUUCGACGUGGCCAUCGUGGCCGUGACCAUGGACCUGGCCGAGCACCACCUGUUCUGUGGCGGCAGCGACGGUUCCAUCUUCCAGGUCGACCUUUGCACCUGGGUGAGUGGACAGGCUCUCGGCUUGGGGUCACCUGUGCCGCCCUCUGUGGGACUCAUCGUCCCCAGGAACCAGGUGACCUGCCUGUCCGUGUCUACUGAUGGCAGCGUACUGCUCUCCGGCUCCCACGAUGAGACCGUGCGCCUGUGGGACGUCCAGAGCAAGCAGUGCAUCAGGACAGUGACCCUCAAAGGCCCUGUGACCAACGCCUCCAUCAUGCUGGCGCCGCUCAGCAUGCUGAGCUCGGACUUCAGGCCGGGCCUGCCCCUGCCCCACUUCAACAAGCACCUGCUGGGCGCCGAGCACGGGGAUGAGCCCCACCGAGGGGGCUUCACGCUGCGCCUGGGCCUCCACCAGCAGGGCUCGGAGCCCAGCCACCUGGAGCGGGCAGAGCAGCUGCACGCGGUGAUGAGCGGCACGAUGGAGAAGAGCGUCCUGGGCGGCCAGGACCAGCUGCGGAUCCGUGUGGCCGAGCUGGAGGACGAGGUGCGGAACCUGCGGAAGGUCAACCGCGACCUGUUCGACUUCUCCACGCGCAUCAUCACGCGGCCGGCCAAGAGAUGCACGUCGGGGCGCAAAGAGGUAUCUGCACACCCACGUUCACAGCAGCACGGUCCUUAG